CUACUGAGUUAUACACAUGCAUACAAUGGAUUGCUUCAACAAAAUGUGCAUUCCAUUGUUCCUCAUGGCCGCCAUGGCUGCAACAAUGGUGUUCGGCCAAGGCACGCAGGUUGGGUUCUAUUUAACUACGUGCCCAACCGUCGAAACCAUUGUCCGAAGUGCAGUGAAUUCACACUUUCAAUCCGACCCCACAGUUGCACCGGCAUUGUUGAGGCUUCAUUUCCAUGAUUGCUUUGUCCGUGGCUGCGACGCCUCUGUUCUCAUCGACGGCCCCAACGCCGAGAAAACCUUCCUCUUUAACCAGGGGCUGCGUGGGUACGAGGUUAUCGAUGAUGCUAAGCAGCAGGUUGAGGCUGCCUGUCCUGGUGUUGUCUCUUGUGCUGAUAUUUUGGCUCUUGCUGCUCGAGACUCGGUUGUACUGACUAAUGGACCGACAUGGGCUGUACCUUUGGGACGAAGAGACGGUUUGGUUUCGGUGGCUUCCGAUGCGUCUAACCUGCCUGCUUUUACAGAUUCUGUUGAUGUCCAGAGGCAAAAAUUUUCUGAUAAAGGUCUUAACACUCAAGAUCUUGUUACCCUUGUUGGGGGACACACCAUUGGCACUUCAGCUUGCCAGUUCUUCAGCUACAGGCUACAAUCAAACUUCUCAGCCAACGGCCCAGAUCCCACCAUAGAUCCGGCCUUCCUCGCUACCCUGCAAUCGCUCUGCCAAGGCGGCGGCUCCACGCGCGUGGCGCUGGACAACGGCAGCGGAAACACGUUCGACACCUCGUACUUCGACAACCUCAGAAACAACCGCGGAGUCCUCGAAUCCGACCAGAAACUGUGGAACGACAAUUCCACGAAGCCCAUCGUGGAAGGGUUUCUGGGAAUCGCAGGAGUGGCUGGGCUGAGGUUCAGCGUGGAGUUCGCGACGUCCAUGGUGAAGAUGAGUAACAUUGAAGUUAAGACUGGCACUGACGGUGAAAUCCGUAGGGUGUGUUCUGCUUUCAAUUGAUCCAAUUAAGAAAUUAGGGUUUGCAUGCAUGGUUAUGUAUACUAGCUAGGGUUUCGCCAGCUAGCGUAAGCUGCUUUAUUUUGAAUAAUCCGUUUCAAGUAAUGUAAAAUGCAUGAGUUGAGAUUGAGACUAAAUAAACAGAAAUCCUUUGCUGCAUUUCACUAA
Ipomoea triloba (trilobed morning glory) is the source of this 1162-nucleotide messenger RNA. RefSeq names its product cationic peroxidase 2-like. Lineage: Eukaryota; Viridiplantae; Streptophyta; Magnoliopsida; Solanales; Convolvulaceae. The record is from RefSeq and is a predicted model, not a curated record. Gene Ontology annotation, cellular component: plasmodesma; plant-type cell wall. The transcript has 3 exons. Gene Ontology annotation, molecular function: heme binding; peroxidase activity. Gene Ontology annotation, biological process: hydrogen peroxide catabolic process; response to oxidative stress. Bases 17 to 997 code for a protein of 326 amino acids.